This is a messenger RNA of Ctenopharyngodon idella (grass carp), 2170 nucleotides long. RefSeq names its product E3 ubiquitin-protein ligase TRIM39-like. The record is from RefSeq and is a predicted model, not a curated record. NCBI's taxonomy places the organism in Eukaryota, Metazoa, Chordata, Actinopteri, Cypriniformes, Xenocyprididae. Bases 349 to 2013 code for a protein of 554 amino acids. Gene Ontology annotation, molecular function: protein binding; zinc ion binding. The transcript has 9 exons.
ACAAUCAAGCUUUUGUAAGUGUGCUGAAAUCUCUUCAUGACCUGAUAGAAACAUCAGUCCCAAUACAAACAGGCUCACAUGAACCAACACACUGAAUACAGAGACAAAUGUAAAUGUGUGAAUACAGGAGGAGCUCUGACAUCACUGUAGUUCAGAGAGAUUCAGAGAAAGUGAACCUUGAUCAACAGCAAUAUGGACGCCUGAGACGAUCAACUUCUUUAAACAACAGAAUAUUUAUUGAGUCGUUCAAAGAGCCUUGUGGACAAAUCUGAUACUCACAGAAUCAGGAAGUAAAUUACCUGCACACAGACAGACCUGCUAUAAGCAGGUUUAAAAAGGGGAAAAGCAAUGGCAGAAUCGGCAUCAAGAUCAUCAAAAGGAAGAGAGACCAGGAGACGGAGUAUAACUCCACCUCCAGUGAUGUCAUCCUCCAGCGGUCCACUGACUGAGGAGCUUCAGUGCUCGAUAUGUCUGGAUGUGUUCACUGAUCCAGUCAGCACUCCAUGUGGACACAACUUCUGCAAGACCUGUCUGAAUAAGUGCUGGGACAACAGCCAGACCUGCAACUGUCCAUACUGUAAAGAAACAUUCAAGAUCAGACCUGAUCUCAAGAUUAAUACCACACUCCGAGAAGUUGUAGAUCACUAUAAAAAGAAAAAACCUGAAGUUCUGUGUGACGUCUGUGAGGAAAGAAAGCUGGAAGCCCUGAAGUCGUGUCUGGUGUGUCAGAGCUCUUACUGUGAAACUCACCUGGAGCCUCAUUUGAGAGUGGCAGGUUUAAAGAAACACAAACUGAUCAAUCCUGUGAGGAAUCUGGAGGACUAUAUAUGUCAGAAACAUGAGAGACCUCUGGAGCUGUUCUGUAGAGAUGAUCAGACAAUCGUGUGUCCGAUCUGCACUGUAACAGAACACAAGAACCACAACACUGUUCCUAUAGAAGAGGAGAGUGAAGAGAAGAAGACUCAACUGAUGGAGACACAGAAAGACGUGCAGCAGAUGAUCCAGGACAGAAUCAAGAAGAUUCAAGAUGUCAAACACUCAGCAGAAGUCAGAAAAAGAAACAAAGAGAAGGAGAAAGCAGCCUGUGUUGAGCUCUUCACUGAUCUCAUCCGCUCCAUUGAGAGAUGUCAGACUGAACUGCUGGAGAUGAUGGAGGAGCAGCAGAAAGCAGCAGAGAAACAGGAGGAAGUGCUCAUUGAAGAGCUGGAGCAGGAGAUCACUGAGCUAAAGAUGAGAAACACUGAGCUGGAGCAGCUCUCACACACUGAAGAUCACCUCCACCUCCUACAGAUUUACUCAUCCCUGUGCAGCUCUAGAAACACCAGGAACUGGUCUGAGAUCAGUGUGAAGACUGAUGAGAGUCUGGAGACUCUGAGGAGAGCUCUGACUCAACUGCAGGACACUGUACAGGAGAAACUCACACUAACUGUCUCUACAGAUCUGAAGAGGAUGCAGCAGUAUGAAGUGGAUGUGACUCUGGAUCCUGAUACAGCUAAUUCAUAUCUCAUCCUGUCUGAUGAUGGAAAACAAGUGAGACAUGGAGACAUUAGACAGAAACUCCCAGACAAGCCAGAGAGAUUUGAUUUAUGUCCCUGUGUCCUGGGAAAGGAGGGAUUCUCCUCAGGGAGAUUUUAUUUUGAGGUGCAGGUGAAGAAAAAGACUGACUGGAGUUUAGGAGUGGCCAGAGAAUCCAUUGACAGGAACAGAGAGAUCACACUGAGUCCCAGUAAUGGAUGUUGGACUGUGGUUAUGAGGAAUGGGAAUGAAUAUUGGGCCUGUGCUGGUCCCUCGGUCUCUCUGUGUCUGAGAGUGAAGCCGCAGCGGGUCGGUGUGUUUGUGGAUUAUGAGGAGGGUCUGGUCUCCUUUUAUGAUGUGGAGUCCAGCUCUCAUAUCUACUCUUUCACUGGUCAGUCUUUCACUGAGAAACUCUAUCCAUAUUUUAGCCCAUCCAUAAACUAUGGAGGUAAAAACUCAACUCCACUGAUCAUCACACCUGUCAAAUACAAUAAAUGAAUUUAUACCCCAAUAUGAAAUACUUGAUGAAAAUAAUGCUUCAUGUAAUAAUGUUUAAAAACAUUAAAGUUAUGUGUUCUUACUCAAAGGAUGAGAAUCAUUUGUUGUAGCUGUUUUACAUCAAAGUGAUACAGCAUCUGAAUAAAGACUUUAUUUU